AUGGUGGGAUGAGUUUUCGACUGGAGUGGCGUGUGUUUAUCAAGUGUACAUUUUCUCAAGUAAUUGAUAUUCCUGGUGUGGUUUCACGACAUACGGUGUGCUAAAUUAUUUAGCCUACUCAUAAGUGGGUGGAGAGAGAAAUAUUUGACGACCACGCGUGUGAAUAAUUGCAAAAAUGGCAGCUCCGAUAGAGAUUCCUCUUCGGGACACCGAUGAGGUUAUUGAGUUGUAUCCUGAGCAACUUCCCGACUGCGAGGAGGUGCUGGGAAUCCUCAAACAGGAGAGAUCCCAAUUGAACACUUGGGUGACAGUGGCGCUGGCCUACUACAAACUCAACAAGACAGAUGACUUCAUCAAGAUCCUGGAGACUGCCCGGGUGGAGGCGAACAUCGACUACCGUGACUUUGAGAAGGAUCAGAUGCGCGCGUACGACAUGCUGGCGGCGUACUAUGUGCAGGAAGCGAACCGGGAGAAGGCCAAAGACAAGAAGAGGGAGCUCUUCAUGAAGGCCACCCAUCUGUACACCACGGCCGACAAGAUUAUCAUGUACGAUCAGAACCACUUGCUGGGCAGAGCAUAUUUCUGCCUCCUGGAAGGUGACAAGAUGGAACAGGCGGACGCGCAGUUCAACUUCGUCCUCAAUCAGUCGCAGUCCAACAUUCCGUCGUUGCUUGGUAAGGCGUGUAUCGCGUUCAACAAGAAAGACUACCGCGGAGCACUGGCAUUCUACAAGAAAGCCCUCAGGACGAAUCCCAACUGCCCAGCGGCGGUGCGUCUUGGGAUGGGUCAUUGCUUCCUGAAGAUGAACAACCAGGAGAAGGCGAAACUGGCCUUUCAGCGCGCCCUCAGUCUCGAUCCGCAGUGUGUUGGCGCUCUAGUGGGCCUGGCUAUUCUCAAGCUGAAUCUCCACGAGCCAGAUUCCAAUCGUCAGGGCGUGCAGAUGCUCUCCAAGGCGUACACAAUCGAUUCGAAGAACCCAAUGGUGCUGAACCACCUGGCCAAUCACUUUUUCUUCAAGAAGGACUACCAGAAGGUCCAGCACCUCGCGCUGCACGCCUUCCACGACACCGAGAAUGAGGCGAUGCGCGCCGAGAGUUGCUAUCAAUUGGCCAGAGCGUUCCACGUACAGCGCGACUACGAUCAGGCCUUCCAGUACUACUACCAAUCCACACAGUACGCGCCGUCCAACUUCGUCCUGCCCCACUUUGGCCUCGGACAGAUGUACAUCUAUCGCGGGGACACGGAGAACGCCGCCCAGUGCUUUGAGAAGGUACUGAAGAUUCAACCUGGGAACUAUGAGACAAUGAAGAUCCUUGGCUCAUUGUAUGCCAACUCCUCUUCGCAGUCGAAGAGGGACAUCGCGAAGCAGCACUUGAAGAAAGUCACUGAGCAGUUUCCCGACGACGUGGAAGCGUGGAUUGAGCUGGCGCAGAUUCUGGAGCAGAAUGAUCUGCCAGGAUCACUGAAUGCCUAUCGCACGGCGACGAAUAUCCUCACGGAGAAGGUGAAAGCGGAGAUUCCGCCUGAGAUUCUCAAUAAUGUGGGUGCGCUGCACUAUCGCCUGGCGAAUCUGGAUGAGGCGCUGAACAAGCUCGAGGCGGCUCUGGAGAGGACGAAGAUUGAGGCGCAAGACGAUCCGCAGUACUAUCACUCAAUCUCCGUGACGAUGACUUACAAUCUGGCGCGUCUAUAUGAAGCGAUGUGCUGCUUCGAUAAGGCGGACAAGCUGUACAAGGACAUCCUGAAGGAGCAUCCGAACUACAUCGAUUGCUAUCUGAGGCUGGGCUGCAUGGCUCGUGACAAAGGGUUGAUCUUCGUGGCUUCGGAUUUCUUCAAGGACGCAUUGAAAAUCAACACUGGCAAUCCGGACACGAGAUCUCUGCUGGGCAAUCUGCAUUUGGCCAAAAUGCAGUGGACUCUCGGUCAGCAGAACUUCGAGACAAUCCUGAAGAAUCCAGCCACGGCCACGGAUGCUUACUCCCUGAUUGCCAUGGGGAAUUUCUGGCUACAGAGUCUCCAUCAGCCCAUCAAGGACAAGGACAAGGAGAAGAAGCACCAGGAGAAGGCACUGUCCAUGUACAAGCAAGUGCUGAGGAACGAUCCGCGCAACAUCUGGGCCUCCAAUGGCAUUGGAGCCGUUCUUGCGCACAAGGGAUGCAUCAUUGAGGCGCGUGACAUCUUUGCUCAGGUGCGCGAGGCCACGGCAGAGUUCUCAGACGUGUGGCUCAACAUUGCGCACAUCUACGUGGAGCAGAAGCAGUACAUCAGUGCCAUUCAAAUGUACGAGAACUGCCUGAAGAAGUUCUAUCGGCAUCACAACGUCGAGGUGCUGCAGUAUCUCGCCAGGGCGUACUUCCGGGCGGGAAAGCUGAGGGAGGCGAAGCUGACACUCUUGCGGGCGCGCCGAGUGGCUCCGCAGGACACUGUGCUGCUCUUCAACAUUGCCAUGGUGCUGCAGCGUUUGGCCAUGCAGAUCCUCAGGGAUGAGAAGUCCACACUGGCCAUAGUGUUGCAGGCUGUCCAUGAGCUGGGAUUGGCGCACAAGUACUUCACCUACUUGUCUGUGCAUGGCGACAAGACGAGGUACAAUGUGGCAUUUGCGGGCGCUGAGGCUGGACAGUGUCAGGAUUUGCUGUCUCAAGCGCAGUACCACGUCUCCCGGGCGCGUCGCAUUGACGAGGAGGAGCGCUCGUUGAAGCAGAAGCAAGAGGAGGAGAGAAAUGCGUUCAAGAUGCGCCAGGAGGAGGAGCGUCGCAAGUUGGAGGAGAUGCGACACAAGAACAAGGAGGAGAUGCUGCUGAAGCGACAGGAGUACAAGGAGAAGACGAAGAAUGCCCUCAUGUUCCUCGAACAGAUGUCAGAGCCGAAGAAGAAGAGCGGCAGAAGUCGUCGCGAUGACUAUGUCUCGGACUCUGGAGGCAGUGAUUCACCGGCGCCUGGUGGGAAUGAGGCAAAUCCCGAGGGUGGUUCGUCGCAGAGGAAGAGAAAGAGGGACAAAGGCUCAUCGAAAUCCAGGAAGCGACGUGAUAAGAAUCACCGCAGAGGAUCGGGAACGGAGAGUGACGCGCCGCGGUCGAAGCGUGGGAAGAAGAAGGAGGGCAAAGAAGGAACUCGUCGGCUGUCACAGAAGCAGCAGAGCAGAAUUGUGUCCAAGGCGACGAUUUCCACCAGCGAAUCCGACAGUGAUGCCAGCGAUAAAGGGAAGGGCAGGAGUCGCAGUGGCUCUCCUGCGCGACGAGGACGUCGCAUCUCAUCGGGAAGUGACAGAUCGGGAUCGUCAGCAGGGAGUCGUCGUCGAUCACGGUCGGGAUCGAAAUCCUCAGCACGCUCAUCGCGAGCCUCCAGUCGCUCACGCAGUGGUUCUGGCUCACGAUCUGGCAGCAGAUCUCGAAGUGGCUCUCGCAGUGUGUCCAGGAGCAGAUCCAGGAGUGGUUCUCGUAGUGUUUCUCGCUCAAGAUCCCGCUCUAGAUCUCGCUCGGGCUCCGCAAAGUCCAAAUCUCGCACGCCAAGUCGCUCAAGAUCUCGCUCCAAGAGUGGCUCGCGAUCGCGUUCCGGAAGCCGCAGUCGCUCCACCUCAAGAUCCAGAAGUCGCUCUAAGUCCGGCAGUCGUUCCAAAUCCAGAAGCCGCUCUAAGUCCAGAAGUCGCUCCAAGUCAGGAUCGCGCAGUCGAAGCGCCUCCAGGUCUGGGUCUGGAGGCGAGGAAGCUCCUCCCAAGAUUGGGAGUGAUCAGGAGAAUUAGGAUUUGCUGACUAGGCCUAGAAGAUAAGACCUUUUCGCGCUGUACUGAGCAAAUUUAUUUGUCAAUAAAGGUCCGUGCGUUAUUGAGAAGUUCAGUUAA
Phlebotomus argentipes is the source of this 3838-nucleotide messenger RNA. It is a transcript of the gene Ctr9, whose product is annotated as RNA polymerase-associated protein CTR9 homolog. Gene Ontology annotation, biological process: regulation of DNA-templated transcription. Gene Ontology annotation, molecular function: RNA polymerase II complex binding. NCBI's taxonomy places the organism in Eukaryota, Metazoa, Arthropoda, Insecta, Diptera, Psychodidae. The coding region runs from base 176 to 3739 and encodes 1187 amino acids. The transcript has 4 exons. The record is from RefSeq and is a predicted model, not a curated record. Gene Ontology annotation, cellular component: Cdc73/Paf1 complex.